Messenger RNA from Meleagris gallopavo (turkey), 1552 nucleotides. It is a transcript of the gene GPR142, whose product is annotated as G protein-coupled receptor 142. The record is from RefSeq and is a predicted model, not a curated record. Gene Ontology annotation, molecular function: G protein-coupled receptor activity. NCBI's taxonomy places the organism in Eukaryota, Metazoa, Chordata, Aves, Galliformes, Phasianidae. Gene Ontology annotation, cellular component: plasma membrane. Gene Ontology annotation, biological process: G protein-coupled receptor signaling pathway.
CCUGGCCCCGCGCCCCGGGCACCAGCCAUGUCCCCAACCCCGCGGCAGCCGCCCAAGCACAUUUUGUUUUAAGCCAGCUUUCUUCGAGUCGAUAAAACGGGGCCAGGGGAGAUAAACAACGAUCACAUCGGGCAGCUUGACCACCCUGAUGACCCCGAGAGCGUCGUGUCCUACAGCUCUAAAAUGCGCCAUCAGGGAUGGGGCGAGCUGAGCCACCCCGGUGUCCCCAUGCCAUGCCCCCGUCGGCGGUGCCCUCACCCCUCUGAGUCUCCCCGUGUCCCCCCACAGCCAAGACGUGGUGGAGGGCGAUGGUCCCGGUGCCCAACAGCACGGCGGUGACAUGGCCGGAGCCGGAGCGGUCGCCCUGCAUGGUUGGCAUCUUCCCUGUCGUGUACUACAGUGUCCUGCUGGGCCUGGGGCUGCCAGUGAACGUCCUGACAGCCGUGGCCCUGUCCCGCCUGGCCACGAGGACCAAGAAGUCGUCAUACUGGUACCUGCUGGCCCUCACCACGUCCGACAUCCUCACCCAAGUCUUCAUCAUCUUCGUGGGCUUCAUUCUGCAGACGGCCAUCCUGGCACGGGCGGUGCCUCGCGCCUUCAUCCACAUCGUCAACGUUUUGGAGUUCACAGCCAACCACGCCUCCAUCUGGGUCACCGUCCUGCUCACCGUGGAUCGCUACGUGGCCCUGUGCCACCCGCUGCGGUACCGCGCCGUCUCCUACCCCCGCCGCACCCGCAGGAUCAUCGCCGCUGUCUUUGCCGUGGCUCUGGCCACCGGCAUCCCCUUCUACUGGUGGCUGGACGCCUGGCGUGACGCUGACCCACCCACCGCACUGGACAGAGUGCUCAAAUGGGUGCACUGCGUCACCAUCUACUUCCUGCCCUGCAGCAUCUUCCUGGCCACCAACUCCGUCAUCAUCCACAAACUGAAGCAGCGCGGGCGCUCUGGGAGCCGCCGGCCGCACCGGGGCAAAACCACGGCCCUCCUUCUGGCCGUCACCACCGUUUUCAUCGUGCUCUGGGCGCCCCGCACCGCUGUCAUGAUGUGUCACCUCUACGUGGCCUCGGUCAAGAGGGACUGGCGCGUGCACCUGGCCCUGGACAUCGCCAACAUGGCAGCCAUGCUCAACACCACCCUCAAUUUCUUCCUCUAUUGCUUUGUCAGCGAGACGUUCCGCCGCGCCGUGAGCGAGGUGCUGUGUGCCCACACGUGGCAUGGCCCCCGCUACAGCGGCGCCCGCUUUGUGCCCCCAACCCUGAGCCCGCUGCAGCUACCGGGCACGGCGUGCUCAGCAGGGGGCUGCCACCAGCCGGGGGUCUCGGUGCUCACCCAGCACCCAGUGGGACCAUGCCCGAGGGAUGCUGCCCCGCUGUGCCCACACACACAGAGCUGCGGUGCUGGGGGUGGUGGGAGCUCACAGCUGCUCUCCAGCUCCAACAACGCAGCAAACCUGCACCGAGGGCUGGGCCCAGGUGAGCUCUGCAGCCCCGGGGAGGAGGCAAUGUGAUGGGGUUGGGCUCUCCUGCAUAAACUCCGAUGUUCAGUCUGUAA